Athene cunicularia (burrowing owl) is the source of this 1430-nucleotide messenger RNA. RefSeq names its product thioredoxin like 4B (gene TXNL4B). The record is from RefSeq and is a predicted model, not a curated record. The transcript is spliced from 3 exons. Gene Ontology annotation, cellular component: U4/U6 x U5 tri-snRNP complex; U5 snRNP; spliceosomal complex. Gene Ontology annotation, biological process: mRNA splicing, via spliceosome. Bases 147 to 596 code for a protein of 149 amino acids. NCBI's taxonomy places the organism in Eukaryota, Metazoa, Chordata, Aves, Strigiformes, Strigidae.
UAGCCCGGUGGGGCGGUCGGUGAUUUCUUUCUCUUCUUUCAGUAGCAUGAAGAAAAUUCGCUUAUUUAUGACGCAGGUUUCUUUUUUUUCUUUUUUUUUUCCUAACCGUCAGGUAGGGAUUUUAGUGUAAGCUGUGAUCUGCCGGGAUGAGUUUUCUGCUGCCCAAACUGACCUGUAAGAGGGAGGUGGAUCAGGCAAUAAAAAGCGUGGCAGAGAAGGUUUUGGUUCUCCGGUUUGGAAGAGAUAACGAUUCUGUUUGUCUGCAGCUCGAUGACAUUCUUGCAAAGACAGCUCAUGAUCUAAGUAAAAUGGCAGUCAUUUACCUGGUGGAUGUGAACAAGGUUCCAGUGUACACCCAGUAUUUUGACAUCAGUUAUAUUCCAUCCACUGUAUUUUUCUUCAAUGGACAACACAUGAAGGUUGAUUAUGGGUCUCCAGAUCAUACCAAAUUUGUAGGAAGCUUCAAAACAAAGCAAGACUUUAUAGAUCUGAUUGAAGUGAUCUAUCGCGGAGCAAUGCGUGGAAAGCUCAUUGUGAGAAGUCCUAUUGAUCCCAAUAACAUUCCUAAAUACGACCUUCUCUACCAAGGAAUUUAAUGGGUUGACCUGAGAAAAAGAAUUACGGAAAUGGCUGAUGUUCUAGAUCCCUUUUUCUCUUCAGGGAUUUUUAGCCACCUCUAACACCAUGGGACACCUUCACAUGUGGGACAACUUGAGCGUUUAUUUUGAAGGAUCAUAUUGGUCUCCUUCUGAAGACAGACAUUCUGCCAUCUCACACCUCAUAAAUAAAGCUGCAUACUCAUGUGUUGAAUUCCCACAAGUGACUGUUCUUUGAGUUGCAUGCUGACCAGCAUCUACAAAACAGGCAGGCUGUAUGCAUCCUCAAUGAUGACGUCUCCACUGCAACUUUCUUUAGUGAACUAAGGCACUAUAUAGUCUAUUGUCUAUUUAGUACCACUUUAAUUCAGAUGUAAUAACAGUAAACCUAUCUUUAUUUAAAAAGCCAUGCAUGCUCUCAGAGGCAUUCAACUGACUGUGUCUUUCCAAGGGAAUUUUACACUUUUACCCAUUACUGGAUAACAAAAUGGGAGCUUUUUCAAAGAACAUUAGAGGUGACAAAUCUGAAAUGGAUAUAAACACAAAAGGGAAGUUGACUCUCUCUUUUAUCUGGUACCUAGUUCAGCAAACUCUUUUUACCGAGAUGGGAACUGAAGGUGUAGGACAAGGUUUUGUCAUCCUUCAAAGCUCUUUUGCAGGCACUGAGCUCUUUUAAUUCCCACAGGAUUAAACUGAAAAUUCAGAAUAAACAUUUUGUUUAAAGGCUGUUUGACCUUCUGCUUGUAUAAUUUGCGAACCUUGAGUAUGGACAUUUAAAAGCUGUCUCUAUUUCCCACCUCUGUCUAAAAUUAAACAGCUGAGAGAAAACAGUAG